UAUUCAUCUCCUGGAACGGAAAGCACCAAUCCAGCUUCCCCUAUAAAAUCCUCCCCUCCCGACCCCCCAAUCCCACCAACGCACCGUGUCAACCAGAUCCCCAAGACCAAAACAAGCCCGUCAACCUAUUCGAGCUAGAGUUGAAUCUGAGUUUACUUCGGGAGAUUUCAGUCCAAUCCGUCGAGAUGAGUUCGCAGGCGAUCGAGAAGAACAGGGAGGGCGCGGAGGUGUACCACGGCGCGGCGCUGUGCGCGGAGAAGGCGGUGGAGCUGCUGGCGGAGACCAACAUGCCGCUGGGCCUGCUCCCGCUCGCCGACAUCGAGGAGGUCGGCUACAACCGCGCCACCGGCUUCGUCUGGCUGCGCCAGAAGAAGGCGCUCACGCACACCUUCAAGCAGAUCGGCCGCCAGGUCUCGUACGCCACCGAGGUCACCGCCGUCGUCGAGGACAAGAAGAUGAAGCGCAUGACCGGGGUCAAGAGCAAGGAGAUGCUCAUCUGGGUCACGCUCUGCGACAUGUUCAUCGACAAGGACGACCCCUCCAAGAUCACCUUCAAGACCCCCACGGGACUCGGCAGGACCUUCCCCGUCUCCGCCUUCGGGAAGGACGACGACGGCAAGCCCAAGGCGCCCGCCGCCGCCGCAGCAACGGCUGACGGCGAGGCCGCUGCGGCCAAGUAAAAGGAGACGCGGCCGCGACACCAAGUUGAAGAGUCCUCGAGCCAUUAUUACUUUGCUUAUCAACCGCUGCCAUGCUCUGUUUCAAUAAACAAAUUACGUCAACUAAUACUCUCCACCUCUCCUCCUCUGGUGUUUUGCCGAGGGUACCUUGUAUCAUACUACAGUACUAUUAUUAUAAUUAUCAGUAUAUAAUCGUGCGCUGCAUAA
Messenger RNA from Lolium perenne, 887 nucleotides. RefSeq lists its product as uncharacterized. The record is from RefSeq and is a predicted model, not a curated record. NCBI's taxonomy places the organism in Eukaryota, Viridiplantae, Streptophyta, Magnoliopsida, Poales, Poaceae.